CCCUGCGCCGGGAACCACUGGCGGCGGCCGCGGCGGAAUUACCCGGAGGGGCCAGUGAAGUCUGCGGAGCGCCUGGGCAGGGCAGCGAGGCCGGGUCCGAGGGGAGAGGCAGCCCGGCGCGGCGGCGCCCCCCUCCGCUCCCUUCCCCGCCCGCCAGCGGCAGCCAGAGCUGCCUUUCCCCGCCUGCUGGUGGGUCCCAAGGCAGGAGGGGGAGAUGGGAUCCGCUCUGUGAGCCGCCCGGCUGGAGUCCCCGUUUCUAGCGGGCUUUGGGGAGCCGCCGCCGGGCUCGAGAGGAUCCCAGCGCCGCUGGCUGGCUGGCUCUUCCCCGGAGGAAUCUGCCCGGCUCUGCUUAGGUCACCUGAAAGUGAGAACAGGAGUUUGUAUGGCACUGUUGUAGCCGGCAUCGCAAGAUAUUUACGUGACAGAUGCGCUAAAGAUUCAUAUGUCCCUUCAUGCCUCAAUCACCAUUCCCAAGGACAUGCAUCCAUGCUGAUGACGAGUUUUGCUCGAUAAUGAUCCAAAGCAGAGCAGACUGACGUAAUUCUCUAAUGGAUCAAUGAAAACAAAACGAUGACAAGUUGUGGUCAACAGUCCUUGAAUGUGCUGAUGGUUGUGUUCUUAUUGCUCUUGUCAGCAGCAUUGUCUGCACAUUUUCGUGUCUGUGAGCCAUAUACAGACUACAAAGGCCGCUACCACUUUGGUUUUCACUGCCCACGUCUUUCUGACAAUAAAUCUUACAUCUUCUGCUGUCACCAUAACAACACAGUAUUUAAAUACUGCUGCAAUGAGACAGAAUUUCAGACUGUUAUGCAGAUGAACCUAACGGGGAAUGCAGAUGGAUAUAUGCAUAACAAUUACAGUGCGUUGUUAGGAGUGUGGAUCUAUGGCUUUUUUGUUGUGAUCUUGCUGGUACUGGACCUUUUAUAUUACUCAUCAAUGAACUACGAUAUUUGCAAGUUUUACCUGGCAAGGUGGGGAAUCCAGGGAAAGUGGAUGACACAGGCACAAAGCCAAUGGAUUAACCCUGCUCAGAAUCCAAGCCAAGUACAGACUCAGCCUCAGUCUCAGCCUCAGCCUCAAAUGUCACAGGCAGUACAUACUUUGAAAGGAGAUGCUUUAAACCCACCAUUGAUGUCUUUUCAGAGUUCAUCAGCCUGAAAAUUAUAAUGAUGUGCCUCAAGAUGGGAGAGGUAAGUUUAGAAUGCAGCGAGCAGCUUUCAAGAGCGAACUAUCCAAGUGAAUGACAGACAAACAAACAAACAAAGAUGACACCGCCAGAUGGAGUUUGGUCAAGACAUCUGACAAUCAACUCCUAUCAACUUACAAAAACAAUGUUGAAAGAGUUCAGAAAACCGUCUGUAAGCAAUAUUUUAAUUCUAGGUCAAGAUUAUUAUUUUGAAAGGAGACAUCGUAUUUGAUGGAAAGCUCAAUACAGCGAAAUGCAAGUUGCUCUUGCAAGAUCCAAGCCAAGGUAGACAAAGACAACAAGACAAACCUUUGGCAGAUCAACUUUCUUUGCCUCCCCAUCCAUCAAUUGCCAUUUGAGCCUAAUCUGUGUCAGAAUACUGAAUGUGAGUUAUUCCAAAGUUCUCUGGUGAACAUUAUGUCACAAUAGGGUAGAUGCUGACAUUCUCAGUCACUGUUCCCACAACAUCACACUUCACAAUACAAAGGGACCCCUCAUCCAAUUAGAGUGCAGGGUAGUAGUCAUUUCAGUCCCUGAUUCUGGUCAUUUUAUUCACAGCAAUGAGACUGGCAUGAUAUCAUCAAAUUCCUGAGCACAACAAGUGGCCUCAACUGUACUUGCCCUCCAGAGGAGAGUACAAACAUUUAAAAACAAUUUAAAAAAAAAAGGACAACCUCUCCCCUUCCUGAACCUGAUUGGAAACGAAAAAAAAAAAAUCCCUCCGAUUACAAUAGCAAUAACACCACUACCCCUCUGUUUUACAAGGCAAUAAUCCAAUUCCCUCAGGCUGAUAGUUAUUCAGCAAUUGAUUGGUAUCAUAAUUUAUCCCCCUCAGGAAAGGGAGGAUUGCUUUGCAAGCCAGAACAGCAAUGGGAUACUGAGUCGCCGCGUGUUGCAAUAGCCUGACUAUAUUUUAUGGUAGGGAUUUAACUUGAAGACAUACAGUACAUUUUAUAUCAGGGGUGGCCACAUUUACUAACCCUCCGAGCCACAUACAAUAACCUUCAGAAGUUCGAGAGCCGGGCGCACCUGCUGCGGCUUGGGGCUUCAGCAGGAGCAAGGCUGAAGCCUCGAGCCCCAGCAGAUGCUUCCCAUGGGGCUGGAGCCCCGAGGAUCCCCCCUCUCCACAGGGCAGAAGCCCCUAGCCUUACCACCUUGCCUCAGGGCAGAAGCCCUGAGCUCCACUCCACUCCCCUCCCCCCGGUCUGGUAGGUGGAGAACAGGGGAAGGAGGGCUCCGUGAACUGCAUUUUAACUGUAAAAGAGCCACAUGUGGCUCGCGAACCACAGUUUGGUCACCCCUGUUUUAUAUCAACCAUUCCUGUGAAAUGAAGUCAUGCAGCAAGACUUCAUUUUAUACAGAGCGCCUGGUGACUACAACCAAACAGAGGAAUUCCUCUGGAAUCAUAGUACUCAACGCAGCCACAUUAGUGCCAAACUAAAUUCAGCAUUAGCUAAUAUUAUUUUGACCAACACCAAAUGAUCUGACUAUGACUUAGUCACACAUAUUUGAGAGCAUCAUCAAUAGCAGGAACACUUUCCAUGUCUACUGAGUAACAUGAAGUCUUCUGUUAAAACUUCUUUGCAUUGAGUGCAUUUUUCUUUUUUCUACUGAACAGCUAAGGGAUACAUUAUUACUGGACACUUUGGGCCAAAUUAUGGCUGCCUUGCAGAAGUGCAUUAGAUAGGGAAAAGCACAGAGAGGCAUCAGUGCUGGAGAGCAUAAGCCAGCCAAUCUUGCCUGCAGCAGUCCAGUUCUCAGAGGAGGCCUGCCUGAGUAGGACAGGGACAUCUCUAUGUCCCACCUCAUUGCACGCCAACCAGUCAAUACAAAACGUCACUGGGGGAAGGGCAUACUAUACCUAAUGAAAAGGUGUAGCAGGUGCCACAGGUAAGCAUGCUUCCCCUUCAGCACCCUUGCAGGCAUUGGACUUGGUCCUGCUCCACGCAGAAUGCCUGCAGCAUCCCGUCCGUGAACGGUAUUCAGAUGCCCCCCUUUUCCCUGCACGUGAUUCAGUUUGUAGAGCCAUACGAGAGCCUUUAAAGUCGUACUGUGGUAUUGCACAGGGUGGGAAAUGUAGCACUCCAAGUAAAGGGAGUCAAUAGUUUUUAAAUUCUCAAUUCACUUUAAACCAGGGAGCUUUUAGUUUUCUAAAAAUAGCGUUUCAUUAUACCCGUAGCAGCAGCAUUCAAAGCACUUUAGUUGAAGUUGGGACAAUAAGAGCUCCAUCAAAGAGGUAUUAGAGAGCGUUUUCAGAUACUGGUACAAAUACAGCAUUGGUUUUUGCAAAAAUAGUACUUAGCCUGAGCAAAGGGGCUGAGCUUGCAUGGAAGGGAGAACACACACAGUGGAGCUGUGAGAUGGAAGCCUCUUUCCCAACUUGCUAGUAAGGGCCAGAAAAAUCAUAUAGCCAAAAGUAACACUGAUUCUGGCCAUGCCUCCAUGGGCAAUGUACCUCCUUUUUUUCCCUAGCUGCCUUCCCUUGCAAAGACACCCUCCCCCCCC
Molecule: messenger RNA, 3691 nt
Organism: Malaclemys terrapin pileata
Lineage: Eukaryota; Metazoa; Chordata; Testudines; Emydidae
Gene: SHISAL1
Product: shisa like 1
Exons: 6
Coding region: 571-1158 (195 amino acids)
Source: RefSeq, a predicted model, not a curated record